AUGUUGGAACUUGCCGACGCCAUUCCAGUACACACACAAAUCCCUCCACCUCCUCCACCCGAAGUUCAGGUUCAGGCCCCAUCAAUUAUCGAUACACCUCACUUCAAUCCCUCAUGGGGCUAUGAUCUGAACCUAUUAUCUCAUGCUGCAAGCCAUGUCGCUCUGGAAGGCCAACAGGAGAGCUUAGAGUCAAUGAGAAAACCCUCGCACACAUCUGCGCCGACUGCACAACCGAUCCAUCACGUUCAAGAGAGAGCGAUUGCCGAUAACUAUGGUGUAGAACCUUCAAUUCUUGAUCUUACUGAUCUUGGAGAUCCUGUCCAGGAUUUUACAGUUUUCCUUGAAAGUGUGGGUCUGUCUUCUGAUUGGGACUCGGGCGUAUUCUCGUCGGUAGAGGAACCCAUGCUACCACCAAGUAUGACGAUGGAUUCCAAACCACCCCGUGAGACAUUACCUACGCGACUUGGAGGCGAUCUUAUGAACGACUCGCGAGGCGAUGACCAGCCAUCAUUUUCGAAUUUUGGAUCCCGGCUUCCAUCAUUGCAACCGGAAUCGCAUGAAAUGGACGAUCGUAUUGGCCUCGCCGAUGAUAGCACGCGACCAGCGUGGGACAUCUCCAAUUCAGACCGUCAGGUAUUUCUCUCCAAACUCGAGGAGUUCUCAUAUGUUCUUCCGAAAGGAUUCGUUCCGCCAUCACGACAUGCCCUAUCUCGGUUUUUUGCCGGCUAUAUCAACGGGUUGAACGAACAUCUUCCAUUUAUACAUGUUCCGACGCUUUCUGUCGCUAAGUGCUCCCCUGAACUUACGCUAGCGCUGGCAGCAGCAGGCUCGCACUAUCGAUUUGAAAAUAGCCGGGGCAUUGAUCUAUUUCAUGCCGCCAAGGCAAUCUUGUUAGAGCGACUUCGUCGACGAGACAGCAAACAAGUACCUCAGCCAUCAUGGAAUUAUAUUUCCCCACCGUCUGGGUUUCACAACUCUCGCGGCUCAUCCAUGAUUUCAACGGCAAGCAGCCCGUUUCAGCAUCAACAAAUGCAGAAUCCCCCUGUUAACGCGUCAAUCUAUACACUAGAUGACUCAGAUGCUCACAUGGAAGUAAUCCGAACAUUCUUGUUGCUGACUGUCUUUGCCUCGUGGGAAAGACACCCAGAGCUCUUGCGGGAAAUUCUCUCGCUUCAGAGUACCUUGGCGAGGCUUGUGCGUGAGCAUGGCUUGUCUGAACCCCCUCCCACCGCUGAGCCUAUUAGCUGGGAAGAGUGGGUACGGAGAGAAGGCAACAGACGCACCAAGCUCAUUGUUUACUGUUUCUUUAACCUCCACUCGAUCAUGUAUAACAUCCCUCCCUUAAUCCUAAACGGGGAGUUGAAAUUGAACAUGCCAUCUUCCCAUGAUCUUUGGAAAUCGAGCAAUGCCCCCCAAUGGCGCCGUGUGAAUCGCACUCGGCAGGGGUCAGAUGUACCAUUCCAAGAAGCAUUUGCCAGACUAUUUCUAAAAUCAUCGAUUUCGCUUCCGUCGGCGCCGAUAUCCCCUCUUGGAAACUAUAUCCUCAUUCAUGCAAUCAUACAACAAAUCUUCUUCGCUCGACAACUCUGUUUGUCAGCCCCACACAUGCAAGGCACCAGCUUAAGGUAUGAAGAUUUGAAUGUACUUGACAAUUCAUUGAGUGCCUGGAAAGCCCUGUGGAAACGCACACCAGAAUCCAGUAUUGACCCCCAAAACCCUGCGGGUCCUAUCGCUUUCACCUCCACAGCUUUGCUAGGGCUCGCCUACAUUCGACUCCAUGUCGACCUAGGCCCUUGUCGCCACCUCAUCACACAAGACCCAACCCAAAUCGCAGCAGCUCUGACCGAGUCACCUCCCAUUGCACGCAGUCCGCGGCUGAUCAUGGCAUUGCUUCACUCGGCACAUGCCCUUUCCAUCCCAGUACGAUUGGGAAUUGACUUCGUGGCUAGAACACACUCGUUCUUCUGGAGCAUACAGCAUUCCCUCUGCAGUCUGGAGUGCGCUUUCCUUCUUAGUCGAUGGCUACUUGCUAUCCCGGCGACCCAGUCGGAGCAGAGACUAUCGGAGCAUGAGCGCAAAUUGCUUUUAUGGAUCAAGAGCAUGAUGGAUGAAACUGAAAUGGCUGUUGAUCCGCCAGGCGCGCCUGAUAUGGAGUUCAUGUCGAACCCGUAUAAGGUACGGCAGCUUAGUGUUGCAAUUGUUCGCGUUUGGGCGCGGACUUUCAAGGGCAAUACUAGCUGGGCGAUUGUUGAUUUGGUCGGUUCAAGUUUGGAUGCGUAUGCUGAUCUUUUAGAAUGCUGA
This is a messenger RNA of Penicillium soppii, 2301 nucleotides long. RefSeq names its product fungal specific transcription factor domain-containing protein. The record is from RefSeq and is a predicted model, not a curated record. Gene Ontology annotation, cellular component: chromatin. Gene Ontology annotation, biological process: DNA-templated transcription; regulation of transcription by RNA polymerase II. NCBI's taxonomy places the organism in Eukaryota, Fungi, Ascomycota, Eurotiomycetes, Eurotiales, Aspergillaceae. The transcript has a single exon. The coding region runs from base 1 to 2301 and encodes 766 amino acids. Gene Ontology annotation, molecular function: zinc ion binding; RNA polymerase II cis-regulatory region sequence-specific DNA binding; DNA-binding transcription factor activity, RNA polymerase II-specific.